CACGCUAACAAGCUUCCAGAUAAGUAUUUUCCUAUUAAAAACAAAACAAGGGAAACCCAACAGUUGUUUCGCGACUUCCCUAUUUAUUUACAUAAUUAUAUAGGCUACAGUUAAAUAGGACAGGCACAAUGUGCAGUGAUCAGUAUACACAUCAAACUUCAAGAACAAUGGCUUACAACCGAACUAUCGUGAUCUUUAUGGCGCUGUGCGUACUGGCUGCAGCCGUGGCUCAGGUUCCCCAAGGAAGACCGCAUGAAAACCAGGGUCGUGGCAAAAGGGCAUUAGACGGUGUGACAUCCUGCGACUUCACCGUUAUCCCAAAGAUAUCUUGCCAUGAUUGUCACACGAAACUGAUAUGCAAACAGAUCGGUGGAAUACUCAAAGCGUGCAACAACCCGUUCCAACCUCACUGCAAUAAUGGCGUAUGUUCCUCGGUUCCAAGCGCCGAAUGUGCCUAAUCGAUUAUGUUAAAAUUAAUUGUUAUUAUUCUCGACAUGUGCUUGGUGUUUACUUCCGUGUUUUGUUAUUAGAUUGGUUAUUCGAAAUAAAAUAUUUUUUAUUGUUAA
This is a messenger RNA of Trichoplusia ni (cabbage looper), 566 nucleotides long. RefSeq lists its product as uncharacterized. Bases 129 to 458 code for a protein of 109 amino acids. The record is from RefSeq and is a predicted model, not a curated record. NCBI's taxonomy places the organism in Eukaryota, Metazoa, Arthropoda, Insecta, Lepidoptera, Noctuidae. The transcript is spliced from 2 exons.